Molecule: messenger RNA, 969 nt
Organism: Aureococcus anophagefferens
Lineage: Eukaryota; Pelagophyceae; Pelagomonadales; Pelagomonadaceae
Gene: BGL2
Product: putative endo-beta-1,3-1,4 glucanase
Exons: 1
Coding region: 1-969 (322 amino acids)
Biological process (GO): carbohydrate metabolic process
Molecular function (GO): hydrolase activity, hydrolyzing O-glycosyl compounds
Source: RefSeq, a predicted model, not a curated record
AUGGCGCCGCCAGCUCCGGAGCCGGAGCCGGCGCCCGUCGAGCCUGAGCCCGCCGACGACGGCUACAAGCUCGUCUGGAGUGAUGAGUUCGACUACGAGGGCCUGCCCGACAGCCGCAAGUGGUCCUACCAGGUCGAGGCGAACAACUGGGUCCACGAUCGCAACCACAACGAGCAGCAGUGGUACAUGAGCGGGCGCAAGGAGAACUCGUACGUGAGCGACGGCACCCUGAAGAUCACCGCGCGGCGGGAGGACUGGAUCGGGAACCCGUUCACGAGCGCGCGCAUCCGGACGCGCGGCAAGGGCGACUGGCUCUACGGCCGCAUGGAGGUCCGCGCGAAGCUGCCCGCGGGCCGGCCCGGCAUCUGGCCCGCGAUCUGGCUCAUGCCCACGGACCAGCGCUACGGCGGCUGGCCGCGGAGCGGCGAGGUCGACAUCAUGGAGUGCGUCGGCUGGGACCCGGGCGUCAUCCACAACAGCGUGCACACGGGCGCGUUCAACCACCGCCUGAAGAGCCACAAACACGCGGUCAUGCGCGUGCCGGACGCGCACGACGCCUUCCACGUCUACGCCGUCGAGUGGACGGAGGAAUCCAUUAAAUACUUCAUCGACGACGUCCAGACCUUCGAGUUCAAGAACACGAAGAGCGGCAGCAGCGACGAGUGGCCCUUCUCGCAGCGGUUUUACAUCAUCCUCAACGUCGCCGUGGGCGGCAACUGGGGCGCCGUCAAGGGCAUCGACGCGGCCUGCCUGCCGACGACCAUGGAGAUCGACUACGUCCGCAUGUACCAGCGCGGCGUCGCGGACACGGCGGGCACCGAGCUCCCGCCGCCGCCGCCCGCGGAGAUCCCCGGCGGCCAGUUCGUGCCGCCGCCCGCGCCGCCGAAGCCGCCCGCGCCGCCGACGCCGCCGCCCGCGCCGACGCCGCCGCCCGCGCCCGAGCCCGCCGCCCCGCCCCCGUCCGCGUGA